UUGAGGACCAAAAGCUAUCCUCUUGCUCGUGCCAACUUCCAAGACUUCAACAGAACCAGUCCGUCGUCCAUAUCGGCGGAUGCAGAUGCACCCCGCUUGAUGAGUCCGCGGGCGGCUAUUCCUAGCAUCAUCCACCAGUUGCGUCAGAGUUUUAACACCAUGCCACCCACAACGCGAACACUUCCAUUCACCUUUCAUCGAACCCAUUUUUGAGUUAUGGAAGUGUGCGAGUCAUUACCUGAGUUUGCGGUGACUGCAUUGACGCACUUCAAGCCAUUUUGCUAACGAUACGAUCCUUGGCCGGUGGCACGACAGAACGCUUGGACCACAAUAACCACCUUCCGGGGACCUCCACUCCAACUGCAUACCUUGCAGGAAUGCAAAAAGCGUAUACGACAGCUUUGCUGCUGUCCUGCGUAUCUUUCGACCAUGUUCUGGGAUUCGGAACUAUCAAUGAGCCAGCCAUUAUCGGUCAACAUUGCGAACAUGAACGCAUAACAAGAGCCGCCUUCGCCUGCCCACCUGAUAAGGAAAUAUCAGAUGGGCGCUGCUUCGAAGAGCUGAGCCUGCACCAGCUAUCAGGCAGAUCAGAUGUCUACGUCGGUCAAGGUUCGAAUGGAGCAGUGGGCGCUCCAGACAUGCUCGACCCGGUACCGGAAGGUCCAGAGGCUCACUGCGAUAACGCCGAUUUCUUGGAUGCUCAACUUUUUGACCUGGGAGUUGAAUAUCCGGUCACGCGUCAACAAGCCACGAAACAGCUCCAGAUAUGCAUAAACCACAUGCGAGGCCGGAUCGAAGAAGGCAUCGACGCUGCUGAUAAGAUUGUUGACGGUGGUGCGAGGAUCAUUGCGCCUGAAGUGGACAUCAGCACCCUGGACUGCAGGUUCUCGUUCCCUGCAUUGCAGAUGCACGUCUUCACGCGAGCUAAGUGUUCUGCCAUAGAGGGGUUCGGGCGAGCCUUGCAUGGAAUCCAGGACUUCUAUGCACACAGCAACUGGGCCGACGACGCAGAACCGCCGUUUGGUCCCAACAACCCACCAGGACUGAAGCGCAUCGAUUCACCUGUCUUCCUGGACCUCCGCGGUGAGAACAACAUCUCCGAGCAGGUCCCACACAAUCUAUCGACAGGCUGUUUUGGCGGCCUCUUCACAGAUGGACCAGUUGGAAAGGCAGGCCACCCGCUUGAGCCAGGUUCUAUUGAUUGCACUGGACGCAUCACUCACCACACCCUGAACAAAGACAACGGCUUGAUCGACCAGGUCACUGGAAAUGUCAGCACCCCAGGUCCAAAUACCCCACGCAGCGACUUUCCUGGGAACUUCCAGCGCGCUGUCUCCGCUGCUAUCAAGGACUCCCGCCGUCAGUGGCGCCACUUUAGGGAGGCGAUCAGGCGAACAUACGGUACCGAGCGCGGCAACAUCAUGAUAUGCGCUUUAGUACGCGACAAGCCUGCCAACGACUGCUAUGGACGCCGUGUUGCUAUCUUGCGGGAUGUUAUGAAGACCGCGAACAGAAUAGCUGAGAUGCAGAUUCCCAUUCACAAGUGGCUGCUGGAAGAGCUCGCAGACAAGCCGCACGAUGAAGGUCCGGGAGAGGGCGUGACCGAACAGAACUCGACAAAAAGCAGAGGUUCAAGUGACGAUCUGUACAGACUGCACCCAGACGAUCUCGACAUAGACUGCGAUACCAACACUAGCCUCGACAUAGGAGUAGCCAUGAGUGAGCUCGUCCACCACUCCACUCCACUACCUAACAACAAGACUGCUGUCGUAGCUUUGACAUGCGCAAGCAACUCCGACCUUGCCGAGCAAAUCGCCCACGUCUGGCACGCAGGCGACCAAGGCAUCCGCAUGCACUUCGGUAUCCUGCCCAAGAAAGACCAGAUCCUCUACGGCCCCAAGCCGCGUCACCAAACAGCUCUAACCGGCAAAGUCAGAGAAGAAGAUCUCAUUACCGCAGUCCUGCGAACCGGCGGUACCUACAGCAUUCUGCAUAACCGCGAAGCUAUACCGCGCUUCAUCGACCACGUCAUAUCCCGCGGCCUCACACAGUACGACAACGCGCGCGACACCGCCAUUCUCCUCCCCGUCGGCCUCUCAAUUAGCGACUACGUGACUCCUGAAUCGGAACCGCGGCGCUUCUCGUUCGACGCAAGCUACACUAACAACGCCGUCAUUGCAGUUGCUCCCAUGAUACCCAAGCUCGCACUGCACGUCACGGUGCGCCAUGUCAGGAAGAACACUGUGUUGAGUGAGCAGUAUAUUGGGCUGGGAGGAAAUAGCACGUUCGUGGCAGAACUGGAUAUCAACGAUGUGCCAAGGACGGAUGCGUGGUUCGAGUUGGAGGUUGCGCAUGCGAAGGGGGGUGGGUUGGUGGGGAGUGGGCUGUUUGAAGUGAGUGUUGAGACGGAGAGUGUGGAUACGGGUGCAGAGAAUAAUAGGGUGCAUAGAAGUGAGAAGGAUGAGCAUGAUGAGCUAUGAGUUCCUAUAAUACUAGAAGUUAGACAGCCCAAUGAUACCUGUUUGAGAGGACUAUCAGCA
Macroventuria anomochaeta is the source of this 2540-nucleotide messenger RNA. RefSeq lists its product as uncharacterized. NCBI's taxonomy places the organism in Eukaryota, Fungi, Ascomycota, Dothideomycetes, Pleosporales, Didymellaceae. The transcript has a single exon. The coding region runs from base 378 to 2480 and encodes 700 amino acids. The record is from RefSeq and is a predicted model, not a curated record.